GGAGGUAAUCAGCAGGAGGAGAAACCUCUUCGACUGGAAGAAGGAUGCAAACAUCAGAACCGAACGCUGGCAUAUUGUAAGUGGUUCGCUGCUAAUCCCCAUAAGUUUGAUCCCUAUAAUUUUGAUGGCUUUCUCUUUGCCACUACAAUCAGCAAUUUCGGUGCAGCAACCUUCGAGAAACCUGUGAAUCAGCACGGGUUGCAGCAACAUGCAAAUCGCUGUGGCGUGGGUUCCUGGUUAAGCUAUGUGUUAUCGGUCGAAGCAUGGCGCUAUAACGGCCUGGUCAUUUACCGCUGCCUCCUUCUCUUUCUCCUCUUAUUUGCACAUAUUCCAGGUUUGGUUACGGCCCAACUUCCUUCCAGUAUGACGUCGAAAUCUGUCGGAUUUAAUAAAAUCGACUACUCGGAACCAUUUCACAAUAAGCACGCUUUCAGAAGAAUGCGGGUUAAAAAGAAAUUUAGAGAUCGGCAUCCCUGGACGCCAGAUUUAAUCACAUAUGUCUGUGAGGAGCUUACAGAUCCCUGUGUACGGGCGUCAUUUUUACGGCGACAUGUUGAGCAUGAAAUUUGUUUCGAUACACCCCCAUUAUACCUCCUUCCCCAUAUUGAUGGCCCAAAUAAUGCGGUAGGAAGUGGCUAUCAGUCGCCGCCGUCGUCUUCCCAGCUAUGUGAUACGAAAGAGGUGGGUGUGCGCCGUUCUGAUGGACUUUAUCGAAAGUACCUCGAGACACCGGAACGUUGUCGACAAAGUCUCGAGGCUUUGGAUGCCAAAAUACGCUCUACGCUCAAUCAAGAUUUGAAUAACUUUCUGGAUAUACUUAAACGCUCAUUCUGUAUUCUUGCCAACAGCACGGAUGAUACCAUGCAGGAGGAGUGUGAACAAUGUCGGGUAUGUUAUCACCUUUUGUAUUUAAUCAUUACAUAG
Messenger RNA from Rodentolepis nana, 924 nucleotides. The record is from the annotation of a GenBank genome assembly. Lineage: Eukaryota; Metazoa; Platyhelminthes; Cestoda; Cyclophyllidea; Hymenolepididae.